This is a messenger RNA of Actinia tenebrosa (Australian red waratah sea anemone), 1346 nucleotides long. RefSeq lists its product as uncharacterized. The record is from RefSeq and is a predicted model, not a curated record. NCBI's taxonomy places the organism in Eukaryota, Metazoa, Cnidaria, Anthozoa, Actiniaria, Actiniidae.
AUUAGACACUGGUUCAUAUUGCUCCUGACUUUGGCUACUCAUUGUUGUGAUAAGAACUUUCUGAAAACUGUGAGCUCUAUAUCUCACAUUCCAAGAUCAUCACCACUGGUGAAGUUCUUGGAAUGUAUUAAGAAUACAGUAAAGUGUGGCAGGCUGUAUAAAAGUUACUGUAGGUGGUUCAAUGAGAAACGGAAAGGUGGAGCAUCCUUUGCAUACAGAUUUACAGGCUUGGAAGCAAAAAGGUUCUGUUGGAACUUUACUGCCCCAAUCAAUAUCCUGCUAGAAGUUCCCAAUCUAUCUAAAGGUUCUUUUCUUAAGUUGCAUACAUUAGCAUUUAUGGGAGUUAAACUUAGAGAUGCAGUUUCAAUAUAUACACRAGUAAACAUUUCAAAUCAAAGCCUACAGGAACUAGACCAACUGUGUAGAUCUUAUUUCAAUGCUGUUUCCUUGUUGUUAAAAAGUCCAAACCCUACUGUGUGGACAAUUGGCUAUGCAAUUCCUUUUCAUUCUAAGCAGCUUUUUGAUACCCUAGGGUAUGGCCUUGGUUUAAACUCCAUGCAAGGAAGAGAGGCGAAGCACAUUAAGCUGAAGCAAUAUAUUGGAAAUACAUGCAGUAGCAAUAAAAACCAACAGUGGUGGACUGUUUUUAGGCAUGAAUUUGUUAGUAUGGUGUGGUUAAGAAAGAAGGAUCCCUGUAGUGUUAACUAUACUGGAGGAAAAGAAAAAGCAUCUGACUCAUACAUUCCACUAAGAGUUUCAAGAAAAAACACACGAUAUUGCCAUUGUGGUGAAGCAAAAUCAAACCCCGAUGAUGAAGAGUGCCAUAUAUGCAGUAGCCAUAUCAUGAAAAUUGUAAAGAAAUCUGUGAAAGAUGGAAAGGUGGACCCUGCUUUACACUCCUUUUUUGAAUGAGCUGCCAAAAACGAUUGGAGGACKGGGCACUAGUAUCCUGAAUUGAAUUACAUUCAACUCUUGCCCUAAUAAUUAAUUAGUAUGUUAAAGUGUAUUCCACAGGUAUAUGAAAACCACUUCAAUGUGCCAUUGUACUUCAAAACCAUUGAAGAGCACAGACAACACAAUUAAUUUUGUUGACUAGAGUCAUUAUAUCCAAACCUUAAUCAAAAACCCAUUGUUCUUGGAGUUACUUUGGACAGCAAGCUGUGUUAUAAAGAACAACACAGAACAACUGAARRAAGGCUACAAAACCACUACAGCUUUGAAAUGAAUUACUCACUUUGUUACAUAAAAUAACAGUGAUUUUUUWAAAUAUAAAACAUGAAAUAGGUAUCUAAGCUAAAUCAAAACAAGUACUAGUGUUUUUUUUAUAUAGGAAUAUAUACUCUUUA